Molecule: messenger RNA, 1143 nt
Organism: Bipolaris sorokiniana ND90Pr
Lineage: Eukaryota; Fungi; Ascomycota; Dothideomycetes; Pleosporales; Pleosporaceae
Exons: 4
Coding region: 1-1143 (380 amino acids)
Biological process (GO): transmembrane transport
Cellular component (GO): plasma membrane
Molecular function (GO): water channel activity
Source: RefSeq, a predicted model, not a curated record
AUGGGUACUUCAGACCCAACCUACUCGGGGGAGCGACGACAUGGCCUCAGAGGGCUUCCCGACAAUACCCGCCACCUACUGAUCGCGUUUCUGGGCGAGCUAGUCGGCACAUUUCUCUUCCUGUUCUUCGCCUUUGCCGGUACUCAAGUUGUAAACAAUCUCCGAAAGACCAACGGCAGUCCAAACAUGGAUCUAGCAUCGUUGCUGUACAUCUCUCUGGCCUUUGGAUUCUCUCUAGCAGUCACUGUUUGGGUCUUCUUCCGCAUCAGUGGAGGCUUGUUCAAUCCUGCUGUGACAGUCGCCUUGACCAUUGUCGGAGUAAUUGGGUUCAUCAAGGCUUUGUGGCUUAUCGUUGCACAGUUCCUGGGUGCCAUUAUCGCUGCAGCUAUAGUCUCUGGGCUCUUCCCCGGACCUUUGGCUGUCAACACAACCCUUAGUCCCGAGACUUCGGUGACAAGAGGCUUAUUUAUCGAAAUGUUCCUUACUUUCAUGCUUCUUCUUACCAUCUUCAUGCUAGCGACAGAGAAGCACAGGGCGACCUUCCUCGCCCCGCUUGUCAUUGGGCUUGCGCUUUUCAUUGCUGAGCUUGCCGGCGUAUACUUCACUGGAGCCUCCUUGAAUCCCGCUCGUUCAUUCGGGCCUGCUGUUGUCACGGGUGUUUGGCCUGGCCAUCACUGGAUCUACUGGGUUGGGCCUUUGCUCGGUGCCUUGCUGACAGUAAGCUUCUACAAGUUGCUCAAGCUACUCAAUUACUCGACUGCAAAUCCAGGUGCAGACAGUGAUGGCCUUGAGAAGCAUUACAACCACAGGGUGGACAGCAAUGCAAACCGUUACGACACUACCCACAAUGCUCGAUAUGCCGCCACCGAUGGAACAGAAGAGCGAGAUAUUGCGAGCCAAGCACGGCUUGGCGGAAGUCAGCCAGUCAUAGCCUCAAGUCAGCAUAGGCCGUCUGUUACAUGGCCUCCAGUUCCGACUUUAGCCUACAUCCAGGCGCUGGAUGGCCAUCAUUCUGAGACGAUCGACCAUCCCAAUGACCGCCCGCAUGCGCAUUACACGCAUAGCUCUUCAGGUUACGAGAUAUCGUCGGAUUCAAGCUAUCGCAGCGGCCCAAGUGCAGAGUCUGGCAGCUUGGGAUCGUAG